Messenger RNA from Phytophthora infestans T30-4, 1514 nucleotides. RefSeq lists its product as uncharacterized. Bases 1 to 1371 code for a protein of 456 amino acids. Lineage: Eukaryota; Oomycota; Peronosporomycetes; Peronosporales; Peronosporaceae. The record is from RefSeq and is a predicted model, not a curated record. The transcript has 4 exons.
AUGGCAACUACCGACCGCAAGCGACGACGCUCUUCUAGCGGCGAUGCCGCUGUCCCUAGCAAGCGCUCAGCCACUGUUCAAAGCAGCAACGAGACCACCGAUCUAUCAGCAGUAGAUGCCGAGCUGUCCAGCAUCAACGAAUUGCUGCAAGAGGAGGAAACGUCUCAAAAACAGACCUGGCAGAUCGGCAAGCGCGUCAAGAAACUGCUAGAAGACAACGACAAACUGCCCGUUUCUAAGCAGCUGGACGCCUAUUUCCUAUGGGGCACAGCGCUUGCCCGUUUGGCCUCGUUAAACGAGGACCCGACGCUGGCGGACGCUGCCGCGGACAAGUUCCAGCAGAUGCUGCAGCUGAGCCAGGACGAGGCGGACGAAGACGCCGCAGACGCAGCUCUGGGACCUGUGGGCUUCUCUCUCUGGGGCUCAUCGCUGCUUACUGUAGCCACAGAGAUGCAGAGUCGAGAAGUGCUGGACCAGGCACUUUCUAAGUUCCAGCGAGCGGUUGAGGUGGAUGGAGGGACGACGUUCGAGACGAAAUUCCAGUUUGCAAAGGCCUUAAAGGAAGGUGGAGACUUAGUCGCGUUCUUGGAGGAAGACGACGAUAAAGCUAAGCAGGAUUACUAUAACAGAGCACUGGCCGUGUGUGAGAAGCUGGAAGAGAUCUACAAGAAGAAUUCGAUGGACGAAGAGAAGGUUGAGGAGGAAGAAGACAGCGAAGAGGACGAAGAGGACGACAAGGUGACGACCGAGGACUAUGCGGAGGCGAAGCUACUGGAAGCUGUAGUGCGAGGUCUGCUGGAGGACUUGAGCAGUGUCGAGGACUUCCGUCGUACCCUUGGUCUGUACAAGGAAGCGAUCUGUACUGCCGAGGCGCUGAUGGAGAUGACCAACUACCUGGCUGCGAGAUGCUCGGCGAGUGCUAGUCUGGGAGGGAAGGUCAGUAUUGAGGAGUGGAAGACGCUGUUUUAUGAUCUGGAAGAGAAGUUCAAGAGUUUGCUGGCCGAAGCUGGGUUCGAUCUGCAAGAGUGUCAUGAGAUCUGCAAGCGGAAGGACACAAAUGACCAGGAGGAGCCGGAAGAAGAGGACAUCGAUGAACGAGUGCCUCAUCUGCUCAACACACUGGGUAAGGGACUGGCUGCGUUUGUGCGAGCCUUCCCGACGCUGGACGAAAGCCAGACGAAGACGCUGAAGGAGCAGAAGAAGAAGAAAUCGACCGGUGACGCACGCUUCACUCACGCAGUGGAGGUGCUACGAUCAGCUCACCACUUCCACGACAAGCUCGGUGGGUAUUUUCUGGCAUGUCUGUAUGCCUCGCCUGCGUUCGAAGAUGAAGAGGUGACAAUGUCGGACGUGGCUGGAGACGGCGGAUAGCUACGGGGCUUUAGAGGAUGAAUUCGACGUGCAGGAGUUCACUACGAUGCACGAGAAGAUGUGGUUUAAGCGCCUGACCCAACCACCCGAGCAAAUUGAGGACAUCGGCGGGGAACAGGACGAAGUCGAAGAGGAGGACGACG